Megachile rotundata (alfalfa leafcutting bee) is the source of this 2443-nucleotide messenger RNA. RefSeq names its product serine palmitoyltransferase long chain base subunit (gene lace). The record is from RefSeq and is a predicted model, not a curated record. Gene Ontology annotation, cellular component: serine palmitoyltransferase complex. Gene Ontology annotation, biological process: sphingosine biosynthetic process; ceramide biosynthetic process. Gene Ontology annotation, molecular function: serine C-palmitoyltransferase activity; pyridoxal phosphate binding. NCBI's taxonomy places the organism in Eukaryota, Metazoa, Arthropoda, Insecta, Hymenoptera, Megachilidae.
CUGAUUAACCAAUACCGUUUAAUCAAAAACAUAAAUAUAAACAAUCGAUCUAAAUGCGUAUACAUGUUUCAUUUACCAUCUAUAAGUUGUUGCGGAUUUUCGUACAUACACACGCGAAAAUAUAUAUAGUUAUGAACGCGCAAGCGCAGAACAAGUACCCUGUAUUAAAAUCGCGGUCAUAUAGCGGUGAAUAACAAACUAAACAGUUUCAAGUACACAUUCAACAAGUAAAUAAACUUUGUUAGUAAUUGAAAUUUAUAUACCGGUAUAAAUACAAUAAAGGCUUAUUAGAAUUUCAGUGCAACACACGAACAGAGGUUCUUUUUUCAGGAAACUAUAAAAUUGACAGAAAUGAAUAAAAGUACAAACUGAUUUUUAUUGUCUUUACCUUUAAUGGGUACCUUCGUUCUUGAGAGUUAUUAAAAGACGAAUUAAUUUCAAUGUACGAGUUCAUUAGUUUAAUUAUCACUGUUCGUAAUUAUCCACUAAUCGUACGAGUGAUCACGCUAAUUCAUUUUAAUAGGCGCAUGCGUAAACCCGGGUAUCCCUGCGUUUCUCCGUAAAUCGCGGUCACAAAAUGCGCAUGCGUCGCUAAUAUCACGACGCGUGGCCUGAGCGUCAGUCUUUGCUUGUCCUUCGUAGCGCGUUGACGCGUGUACUCUCUUUUUCCGCUUUCUCUCUCUUUCUCUCUUCGGUCCUACGACGUUUGGUGAAAGAUUCGCCCUUCGCAAAAUGGCGGCGCAGACUACCACCAGGAGAAGGUUGAAUGAACACGAGGAGAAAAUGAGCAGUAGAAACGGCUUAACCUCUCACGAAAACAUCGUGACUAAUGGCCAUGCCGGUUUACAAAGCAAUGGACGUGUACAGUUCACAGAGAAAGAAAGAAAGACAGAGCCGGUUACAUCGAGGUCGAAAGAGUCGUUCGAGAGGAUACCGUUCAUCACAGCAGCACUGACCCACCUCGGCUUCUAUAUUCUUAUGUUCCUCGGUUUUAUAAACCAAUUAUUUUUCACGCCGAAAGUCGCACAAGAAUACAAUAGAGAGGGUUACGCGCCGCUUUACGAACAUUUCGAAGAAUUUUACCUCCGAUAUGUAUAUAGAAGGGUCAGAGAUUGUUGGAAUAGGCCAAUAUGCUCUGUUCCAGGUGCUACAGUUACGCUUAAGGAUAGAGUGACGCACGAUUAUGGAUGGACGUUUCAAUUUACAGGAACGACCACGGAAUGCAUCAAUUUGGGAUCGUACAAUUAUCUAGGUUUCGCCGAAUCAAACGGCAAAUGUGCCGAUCAAAGUAUCGAGGUUCUAAAAAAGUUUGGUUGUAGCAGUUGUAGUUCUCGUCUCGAGCUUGGAAAUAUGCCAAUCCACGAUGAAUUGGAACAGUUAACAGCAAGAUUUCUGGGCGUGGAAGAUGCGAUUAUUUUUGGAAUGGGCUUCGCAACGAAUGCUCUUAAUCUACCUUCGUUCCUAACUAAAGGAUGUUUGGUGCUUAGCGAUGAAAAAAAUCAUGCUUCGUUGAUACUCGGAUUGAGAUUGUCCGGUGCUACCGUUAGAGUGUUUCAGCACAAUGAUGUAAAAGAUUUAGAGAGUCGUCUGAAAAACGCUAUAGUUUUUGGUCAACCUGGAUCUGGAGAACCUUGGAAGAAAAUAUUAAUUGUCGUAGAAGGUGUCUAUUCCAUGGAAGGUUCUAUCGUUCAUUUACCAGAGAUUGUGGAACUCAAAAAAAAGUACAAAGCUUAUCUUUAUUUGGACGAGGCCCAUAGCACCGGUGCUUUGGGCAAACAUGGAAGAGGUGUUUGUGAUUAUUAUGGAAUUGAUCCACGAGAAGUGGAUAUACUUAUGGGAACUUUUACAAAAAGCUUCGGCUCUGCUGGUGGCUAUAUUGCUGGAACAAAAAAAUUAAUCAAUCAUUUAAGGAUAUACAGUCACGCGCAUACUUAUGCAGCGGCCAUGUCACCACCGGUAGCUCAACAAAUCAUUGCUUCGAUGAAGAUUAUUUGUGGUGAAGAUGGUACGGACGAAGGCAAAAAAAGAACGAAGCAAUUAGCGAGAAAUACAAGGUACUUUAGGCGUAGACUCAAUCAAAUUGGAGUCAUCAUUUAUGGAAAUGAAGAUUCACCCGUUGUACCUAUGUUAGUUUAUUUGUUUUCUAAAAUUGGCGCGGUUGUACGAACCUUGACGACACACAACAUAGCAGCAGUUGGUGUUGGAUUUCCAGCAACUCCGUUAAUGGAAGGUAGAAUACGGUUUUGUCUUUCUGCCGCGCAUACUAAACAACAGUUAGAUUAUGUAUUGUCGCGUAUCGAAAGUCUCGCAGAUUCUUUGGGAUUAAGAUAUUCUCGUAAAAUUAGCGAUCCAACUCCUAUAGAAUACUAUUCUGAUGGGGAAACCGAAUGACCUACUGCAUAAGAAAUAAACUGUCUAGGACAUUUACCUUGCUCCAAAGAAG